Pseudomassariella vexata is the source of this 913-nucleotide messenger RNA. RefSeq lists its product as uncharacterized. Bases 143 to 775 code for a protein of 210 amino acids. Lineage: Eukaryota; Fungi; Ascomycota; Sordariomycetes; Amphisphaeriales; Pseudomassariaceae. The transcript has a single exon. The record is from RefSeq and is a predicted model, not a curated record.
CCUUCCACAUCUUCCAUCUUCACUUCUCUAACUUCCCUCCGGUCAGGGUUUCUUUCGUUUUGCUACUCUCGCUUAAUAUUGCUAUUGCUUCUUUCCGAAACUCUUCGCUUCAGCCGUUCUCUCAGAUUUCAAAGUCUCGAAAAUGUACAACUCAAUCACCGCCCUCACCCUCCUGGCCGGCUUCGCCGCCGCGGCCCCGAGACCCAUCAUCCCCUUCGUUACGGGGAACCCCAUUAUCGAGCUGAGCAAGAGCCCCGUCUCGGUCGUCACGGCCCGCCAGAACGCCUGUUUCGUCAUCGGCUCGACGACGUUGCCCGAGGAGGUUGCCGACAGCGUCACCGCCAUUGAGAACUCCAUUACCUGCGACACGUCCACCACCACUAUCAGCGGCGUGCCCGAUGUCACCUCGGGGAACGUCAAGUUCAGUGACAUCGACUUCUCGCAGUCGUCCCAGACGCCCCUCGAAUUCGCCUUGUCUACUUUCGCGACGGAGGACAACCUCGCCGAUAGCGAUCUCCAGACCUUCCAGGACCAGCUGAACGUCUACCUGGCCACCGAGGCCGGUAUCCGAAGUGUCGCCGGCAGUCUCGCAAUCAAGGUGCCCAAGUUCUUCUUGGAGAUGCAGAUCUCCCGUAUCCAGACCGCACAGGGCAACCCUCCCACGGCCGCCGGUCUACAGGUCGACCACCUUGUCGAGAAGGUCACCAAGAACGCUGCCUCAGAGGACCAAGCCCUCCUGGACCAGGUUACGGCUUUGGGUACGCAGACGUCUUAAGGAUUGCUGAGUUGCGGUCAGCGGAGUGGAGGUAAUUGUACAUGGGCAAUGCGACUCUAGGAACGAGCCGGUUAAUAUAACGUAGCGUCGUAGCCGACGAACGUCGAUGAACAAUGGACAAGAUGAAACCCAAAGAAA